Messenger RNA from Sordaria macrospora k-hell, 1272 nucleotides. RefSeq lists its product as uncharacterized. NCBI's taxonomy places the organism in Eukaryota, Fungi, Ascomycota, Sordariomycetes, Sordariales, Sordariaceae. Gene Ontology annotation, molecular function: metallocarboxypeptidase activity; zinc ion binding. The record is from RefSeq and is a predicted model, not a curated record. Gene Ontology annotation, biological process: proteolysis.
AUGAAGUCCCUCUCCAUCCUCACCGCCCUCCUGGGCCUUGCCUCCGCCACCGCCAUCCGCUCUGAAGCCCGCCCCAAGCGGACUUCGUACGAUGGCUACAAGGUCCUCCGUAUCGCCGCCGGUGAUGAUGCCGCCAAGCUGAACAAGAUCAUCGCCGAUCUCGACCUCGAGACCUGGAAGGGUGCGGCCAAGGUUGGCGGCCACGCCGACGUUGUCAUCCCGCCCACCAAGCUCGCUGCCUUCAAGGCUCAGGCCGCGGGCUUCGAGACCCUCACCAUGCACGAGGAUCUCGGUCUCUCCAUCGCCGACGAGUCCGGCUUCCAGGCCUAUGCCGGCACCGCCAACCAGAGCUGGUUCAACUCGUACCACGCCUAUGCCGACCACUUGACCUUCCUCAAGGAUCUCGUGACUUCCUACCCCAGCCAGUCCGAGAUUGUCACCUCGGGCACCUCUAACAACGGCAACACCAUCACCGGUAUCCGUUUCUGGGGUAGCGCCGGCAAGGGCGUCAAGCCCGCCAUUGUGUUCCACGGUACCGUGCAUGCGCGCGAGUGGAUCACCACCAUGGUCACCGAGUACCAAGCCUGGUACCUCCUGUCCAACUACGCCACCGACGCCUCCGUCAAGGCCUUUGUCGACAAGUACGAGUUCUACGUCUUCCCCAUCGUCAACCCGGACGGCUUCAUCUUCACCCAGACCACCACCCGCCUGUGGCGCAAGAACCGCCAGACCAACUCCGGCUCCACCUGCAUCGGCCGCGACAUCAACCGCAACUGGCCCAUCCAGUGGUCCGCCUCGGGCGGUGCUUCCACUUCCCCUUGCGCCGAGGACUACAAGGGCGCCAAGCAGAGCGACGCUCCCGAGACUACCGCCCUUGCUGCUACCCUGAACAAGAUCAAGGCUGCCCAGGGCUUGAAGCUGUUUAUUGAUUGGCAUUCGUAUUCGCAGUUGUUUAUGUCUCCCUACGGCUACACCUGCUCCGCCGUCCCCACCAAGAACACCGAGUACCAGGCUCUCGCCAAGGGCGCCGUCGCCGCCAUCAAGGCCGUCUACGGCACCACCUUCAACUACGGCCCCAUCUGCUCCACCAUCUACAAGACCACCGGCUCCUCCGUCGACUACGCGCUCGAUGUUACGGGUGCUGAUUACUCCUUCACUUUGGAGCUCAGAGAUACCGGCGCUAACGGAUUCGUCUUGCCUGCUGCGCAAAUUCUGCCGAGUGGUGUCGAGGCGUGGGCCGGGUUGAAGUAUUUGUUGGCUAACAUGAAGUAA